CUCCUCCAGCUCGCGGUAGUCUUACUCCAGCGCUCCUAUUUUCGGCUGGGUGCACCGCUGAUCGGCCCUCUGCGCCGCCAUGGAUUUCACCGCCGUCUACAAGAGCAUCCUGUCGCUGAGCCCUGACCUGACAUCUGACCAUGGAGACACUGAACCCAGCCCGAACUGGGCCUCCUUGGGACUCUGGAGCCUCAGCUCAUCUGACUCCAUACCGGCUGGGGUUGCUGCCCGCCUGCCUGGCCGCUCCACCAGCCUAGUGGAGGGUCGCAGCUGCGGCUGGGUGCCCCCACCCCCAGGCUUCGCACCCCUUGCUCCCCGCCCAGGCCCUGAGCUGUCGCCCUCACACACCUCACCUCCUGCGACCCCCACCACCUCAUCCCGAUACAAGACUGAGCUAUGUCGGACCUUCUCAGAGAGUGGACGCUGCCGCUAUGGGGCUAAGUGCCAGUUUGCCCAUGGCCUGGGCGAGUUGCGCCAGGCCAGUCGCCACCCCAAAUACAAGACGGAACUCUGCCACAAGUUCUACCUCCAGGGCCGCUGCCCCUACGGUUCGCGUUGCCACUUCAUCCACAACCCCAGCGAGGACCUGGCUGCCCCUGGCCACCCCCAUGUGCUGCGCCAGAGCAUCAGCUUCUCAGGCCUGCCCUCGGGCCGCCGAGCCUCGCCACCACCAGCAGGCCUGGCAGGCCCAUCCCUGUCCUCAUGCUCCUUCUCGCCCUCCAGCUCCCCACCACCACCACCUGGGGACCUUCCACUUUCACCCUCUGCCUUCUCUGCUGCCCCUGGGACCCCUGUGGCCCGAAGGGACCCUACCCCAGCCUGUUGCCCCUCCUGCCGACGGGCCACCCCCAGCAGCAUCUGGGGACCCGUGGGUGGCCUGGCUCGGAGCCCCUCUGCACAUUCCCUGGGAUCUGACCCAGAUGAAUAUGCCAGUAGUGGCAGCAGCCUAGGAGGGUCCGACUCCCCAGUGUUUGAGGCUGGGGUUUUUGGGCCACCCCAGCCACCUGCAGCCCCUCGGCGACUCCCCAUCUUCAAUCGCAUCUCCGUGUCCGAGUGACAAGUGCCUGCCCAAUACAGAUCAGCUGGAUCUCAAGGGGGGCCAUUUCUCUUGUGCUGUGGGGAACUCUUGUAAUCAAGUAGCCCCUUGUCUUCCAAAAUGCAUUAACCCACUCCGCUGACCCCAUGCUGGGGCAGGUCCCCAGUGUGCAAGCUCAGUGUUCAUGGUGUUGGGGAAGGAGUGUAUUCUGAAGUCUUUUUUUAUAAAAAAAGAUGUAGCAAAUUUAAGGGAGGCAGUGAGCCCUGUUCCCCCCACCUCUCCCCUGCCCAAUGCUGUGAAUAAAUAGGCCCCCACUGCCCCCUCCCAGUUUUUCCUAGACCCCGAGGUUCUGGUGUGACUGGAGCCUCCCUAUGAGGGGCAAUCCUGGUGCUCAAGUUUCCCUCCAAAAGCAAGUAGCCAAAGCGUUGCCAAUUCCCCUUCCCCCAUCAUUAGGCCCUUUAUUUAUGACGACUUUAUUUAUUCUAAUAGAUUUUAUAGUAUUUAUAUAUAUUGGGUCGUCUGCUUCCCUUGUAUUUUUCUUCCUCCUUUUUGUAAUGGAAACGAUGGAAUAAUUAUUGUUGUAAGUGUACUAUAAUAAUAUAUUAAGUAAUAUAUAUUGUUAAAAGUUUAUUUUUGUGUUUUUUUGAAUUUUUAAAUAAAAGGCAUC
This is a messenger RNA of Hipposideros armiger (great roundleaf bat), 1703 nucleotides long. It is a transcript of the gene ZFP36, whose product is annotated as ZFP36 zinc finger CCCH-type. Lineage: Eukaryota; Metazoa; Chordata; Mammalia; Chiroptera; Hipposideridae. Gene Ontology annotation, molecular function: mRNA binding; metal ion binding. The coding region runs from base 80 to 1057 and encodes 325 amino acids. The transcript has 2 exons. The record is from RefSeq and is a predicted model, not a curated record.